Messenger RNA from Merops nubicus (carmine bee-eater), 679 nucleotides. RefSeq names its product neuregulin 3 (gene NRG3). NCBI's taxonomy places the organism in Eukaryota, Metazoa, Chordata, Aves, Coraciiformes, Meropidae. The annotation marks the transcript as partial. The transcript has 2 exons. Gene Ontology annotation, molecular function: chemorepellent activity. The record is from RefSeq and is a predicted model, not a curated record. Gene Ontology annotation, biological process: intracellular signal transduction; nervous system development; animal organ development.
AAGUCUCUCUUCAUGCUGCAGCCCAGGCCAGAAAAGUGGGAUGCUCCAUAGAAAUGCCUUUCGCAGGACUCCUCCCUUACCUCGGGGUAGGUUCAAUGGCAUUACAGGACCACCAUAUCAACAGCUAGAAGAGUCCAGGAUCACAGACCAGGACACAAUACCUUGUCAUGGGUAUGCAUCCGGUGGUUUAAAAACUCCUCAGAAUACUUCAAUAAAUAUGCAACUGCCUUCAAGAGAGACGAGCCCUUAUUUUAAUAAUGUGGAGCAGAAGGACUUGGUCGGCUAUUCAUCUUCAAGGGCCAGCUCUGUUCCCAUCAUCCCAUCUGUGGGCUUGGACGAAGCCUGCAUGCAAAUGCAAAACAUUUCUGAAGUAACAGGCAUCAAAUGGUGCAAAAACUCCUAUUCAGCCGAACUUGUCAACGUGAGUUCCCCAGUCAGUAAUUGUCUCCUAGCAGAACAACAUGAGGUGCAAGUGUUGCUAGAAACUGUGCAGGAGCAGAUUCGGAUGCUGACGGACGCGAGGCGGGCGGAGGACUGUGAGCUGACGGGCACAGAAGCAAAGGGCAGCAGGAGUGAGAACACAGCCUUCCUGCCCAUGAGCCCUGUGGCCAAGUCAGAGCCAGAGGCACAAUUUGUCUUAAAAAGUGAGAUGCAAAGAGACUCAGUCUUGACCAAGUGA